Messenger RNA from Thalassophryne amazonica, 1726 nucleotides. RefSeq lists its product as uncharacterized. The record is from RefSeq and is a predicted model, not a curated record. The transcript has 6 exons. The coding region runs from base 179 to 1618 and encodes 479 amino acids. Lineage: Eukaryota; Metazoa; Chordata; Actinopteri; Batrachoidiformes; Batrachoididae.
GGGGGAGGUCGGGGUUCAGCUGAACUGCCCACUUCACCCACUUUCAGCGAGCUGUGAGCUUUUCCGUGUGCGGUGUUGUGUAGCAGCUCCGAGUUGAAAAAACAGUUGUCAUCUCAAAGUGCGUUGACGAAUCUUGUUUUGUAUUUCCGAGCAGUUGUAGAAGUCAGUCAGCAGUAUCAUGCCUAGGCAGCCUCCCAAGAUGAAGAUGAAGUUGAGUGAAAGGGGAAAGAAGUGGGAGAGGACUAUCUCUCCAGGGGAAUCCCUUUCCUCAUCAGGUGAUGAGGCACCUCAUCAAUUUGCAGUACCUCCGAUAGGCAUCCCUUCAAGGAUAAGGGACAAAACCUCCCAGUUGCACAUAUCUUCUCAGGCCACAGCAGCAGAUGCCAGUGCAACAGCAUCAUGGAUUGCCACACCUUUGCUCACCAGCCCCCCAAGUGUAACUUUGUUGACAAAGUCUCCCAGUCCAAAGGCAGCCAAAGCCACUGCCAAGACGCCAAGGGCCCCCAGACAAGACUUCGUGCUAUCUGAAGAAGAAGAAAAAGUCAUGUUUGAGUGGCUUGAGGCAACCGAAGAGGUUUGGAACGCAAAGAAGGCUGGUUAUCAUAAACAUGAUGUCAAACAAGGACUUUGGGAGGCCCAGGCCAAAGUUAUGAACAAGAGUGCUGAACAUCUGAUUGGGUGGUUUAAGAGUGUCUGUGACAUGAACACUCGGCUCAUCGAGAAGUGGAAAGAGAAGACGGGGGACAGAGAUGAUGAUGAUGAAAUCUGGACAGAACGGCAACGGUUCAUAAUGGCAUCCAUGAAAUUCAUGGAUAGGGUGGUUUGUCAUCAGCUGAAACCAGUCAGAAAUGUGGAGGAUAUUGUCCUUGAGCAGUCAGGUACCUUAGUUGCUGCUGAAGCUGCUGCUGCACUGGAGGCCGCGGACAUAGACUCUGAAGGUGAACCGAGGGCUUCCACUUCAGCUGGUCCAAGAAGGCGAAGUAUCAAAGAAGGUGAGAUGGACAAAAUGUUACAGUUAAUGCAGGAACGAACGGAGGAGAGUCAUGCUGGCAUGGAAGAACUGCGAAAGUGCAAAGAGCAGCACCCCAGCACAGCUAGGAACGCCUUCACAGCCUAUGUCCAGGACUCCUUAAACACCAUGUCAGAAUGGAGCUACAGAAAUGCAAAGGAUGAAGUCUACCUGGUGUUGAAAAAGUAUGAAGAUGGCCCUGAAGAGGAAAGGGUCAAGCAGCAGCAGCAACAACAACCGCAGUUCCAACAGCAACUACCUCACCACCACAUGAGGCCACUACACACUGUCCUGCCUGUCCGAGGACUGCAGCCAGCUAGCCAGCAAAAAGCAUCAUCUGUUUGUGGGACAGGACUCCAACCCAUGCCAGCUCAGUGGGCUGCAGUACCUCCUUGGAUGGAUGCAGAGCUCUGGCAGUCACAGAACAUCAAGUGUAUGCAGGCUGUGGAUCCAAACCUGUAUCCCACAUCUUCAAGUUCUGGCAGGAUGGAAAGUGCCACCCAGAGUGCUUCAGUGUCUGGGGUGAUGUCCAGAAUCAGGUUUGUUCUGGAGGCUGAGGAUGAUGUCAACCUUUCAGCUAUGUCUUUUCCAUCACUCAGCACAUCCUAGCUCCAGACACCCAACACCAUCCUGCUUGACAACAUUGUCUACGGCAGAUGACGACCAACAUAAUAAUAAUGACGGAUCCACAUUUAACAAAAAGGGAGGAGAGACUCU